Messenger RNA from Cottoperca gobio, 1028 nucleotides. RefSeq names its product calaxin (gene clxn). The record is from RefSeq and is a predicted model, not a curated record. Lineage: Eukaryota; Metazoa; Chordata; Actinopteri; Perciformes; Bovichtidae. The transcript is spliced from 6 exons. The coding region runs from base 59 to 742 and encodes 227 amino acids. Gene Ontology annotation, molecular function: calcium ion binding.
GCAACCCGCAUUGCAGCAGGUUGCCGUGGCGACAGAAUGUCAACAUCGCCGCUGUCGGAUGGGUCGUGCUGUGUCUGUCCGGUGUCCCACCUUCAUGUCCGAAAUGUCUGCUAUGAACAGAAAGUUGAUACAAACUCUCGCUGAAACGACUUCAAAACAAGUGGCACACUUCAAUAAAACGGAAGUGGAGUGCCUCAUCCGAGAGUUUAACGUGCUGCUGGGGGAGCAGGCUAUCCCCGGAAAAGCAGUCACCGGCCUGGACAGAGGGAAGUUCAGGAGCAUACUGCACAACAUCUUUGGGAUGACCGACGACAUGAUCAUGGAUGGAGUCUUUAGGACAUUUGACAAAGACAACGACAGCUUCGUCAGUAUGAAAGAAUGGAUUGAGGGACUGUCAGUUUUCCUUAGAGGGACCUUGGAGGAAAAAAUCAAAUACUGCUUUCAUGUGUAUGACUUGAACGGUGACAACUACGUGUCCAGAGAAGAGAUGUUUCACAUGCUGAAGAACAGCCUCACCAGACAGCCCACAGAGGAGGACCCUGACGAAGGAAUAAAAGACCUGGUGGAGAUCACACUCAAAAAGAUGGACCAUGACCACGAUGGCAGACUAUCUUUCACUGACUUUGAAAAAGCGGUGAGAGAAGAAAAUCUAUUACUUGAGGCUUUUGGAACGUGCCUCCCUGACAUCACGAGUAUUGAGAUAUUUGAGCACCAUGUAUUUCAGGUACAACUGGAACAAUGAAGAGAAAUCAUAUUCAUAUGCAUUUACAGAAAUAUAGUCUUUAAUAAAAAAUGCUGUUUGCAUUGUGGGGUGUGUCAAUAAAAACAAGAUGCCAAGAGAAACAGUUUGGUCAUUUUCCAACGUAGUAGCAGUAAUCUCUGCAUACAUUUCAAGAUCAAGGUGGUGCGAUCAAAUCCGACGACGUGGUUUCAUUUUCUUCGCCACUGGUUUGAGGUCAGGAACUGAUUCCACCUGAGAAAGAUGAAAAACUGAUUUUACUGACACGAAUAAAGAAAUUAAAGCUGCA